AACCGGCAUAAGCCCUGUGUCUGACCCAGGUGACCCGCUGAAGUUCAGCUACCUCCAUUCUCUACUGGCUCAGUGUGCCCAGUCCUCCCUGCCUGUGUUGCUUCCCAGCUCCACCUGCUUGCUGACCCCCGAAGGCCUCCACCACACCCUGCUGGCAGGUCACUUGACCAAUGUGACUGCCCUGGGAGGGGGGCAGAAAGGGCCCUUGGGUGUGACCAGUGAAUCUGAUGGAAGCCUGAGGUUUUGGGAUCUGGAGCAGAGGCGGAUCAUCAGGAGCCUGGACGCAGUGGAUGGAGUUGUGGGAGAUUCAAUCACCCUGGGUCUGGAUGAUAGGAUGCUCAUAGUCUGCAUGGGACAAAGUCUGCAGGUGAGAGAGGUUCAAUUCGGGCGAGUUGUGUAUUCAGAGAGUGACUCGGUGGACCUUCCCAUAGUAACAACGACUUGUGACGGACAGCUGCUGGUGGUCUUCUAUGAUGGAAGUCAUCUAGUCAAGGUGUUUGACCUGGCUGCCUCCUGCUCUCUGCUGCACUGUGUUAACAUUUCCAUGGAGCGUGAGGCAAUCCACAAAGAUCGCUCCAUUCUGCUGUCCAACAACUCCAUCAGGGACUACGUCCUCUUUGCCUACAGGUCUGCUGGUGAGGCAGCUGUAUUCAGUGCCAGAGGGGGCGCUGUGCUGUCUGUCCUAUCAGCUCAAAAUGGUGCUGCCUCUAUACAAGCCGUGGAGAUGACUGAAGACUACCUGCUGCUCUUCUGCAGAUACCCUUACAGGAGCGGCUGUGAAAUCAUCCACAUCGAACUCUUCAGCUCUGUCUCCUUCCUCUACCUGCGGUCGAUACUGGGCUGCAGCCAAGACUGCAUUUCCCAGGUCACUGUCAACCGGGCAGGGACUCACGUCGUGGCUUUUUGCCCCUCCCCUCGUACCGGCAUCACUGAGCUGGUCACGUGGAAUCUGGAGACAGAGGACCACAAACACAUCACGCGCUUCCCUGCAUUGCUGACCAAAGGCGUGUGUUUUGACCUGCGCUACUGCCUGGGGAUCUGCAGCGGAGAGAAGUACCUUCGCCUGUGGGAUCUGACCUCCAGGAUCAGUGACCAGACUCUUACCUACAACAUCUAUAAGCUCAGGAGUGACGGCACAGAGGAAGUCAUCCCUGUGGGGAAACCCCCGAGGUAUGCUGUGUGCCGCUCCGUCAGAGCUGGGACGGUGUAUGUGUGGAACUUGACCAGACGGCGCUUCGUCUGCCGACCAGUCAGAGUGGAGCACGGCCUCUACAGCAACACUGAUGUGGUGCUCGCCCAGGACUUCAAACUGUACAUCUUUACAGACAGAAGCACAAACCACAACAUGGAUGACCAUUCAUAUCUAUUCCAGACUCUUCUGGUGUAUGAUUUGAUUAAGCGGCGCUAUGUGAGUAGACAGACUGGGAUCGCAGUUAUUACAUGUCCUCGGCAUGAAUACUGUCUUCUCGAUCAUGGACGGACACUUCUAGGCCUAUCAGAGACCAGAGAGCAUCUGAUCCUUUGGGAUCUGGACUCUGGCUCUAUCAAACAUGAGUUGAAACCAUCCCACAGAGAGUCGCUCCUGUGCAGCAGCUCUGUCCGAGACUUGCAGCUUAAUGCGACACCACGCAGCGAGACAACAUUGAUGCCGUGGGACAUUCGGACAGAGAGCCAGUCUGCAAAGAAGAGAAGGCUGGAGAGAGAGGCAGAAAGAGAGAAAGAGGUGAAAAGGAGGCUGGACAGAGAGAAAUACAACUCUAUAGACCAGUACGUCCUCAGUGGAGAUGAACAGGUGGUGGUGUGCUCCUACUUUGCUCACCACCUCAAUGUCUUCAGCAUGAUUUUGCAUGAACACCUCCACACCUUGGAGGAUAGAACAUCACUGCUGAGCCUCCACACUGCCGCUAUUACCUACACUGGCAGUCACCUGGUGCUGACUCACUACAACCAAGACCAGAGGAACCCCUACGUCACCCUCUGGGACCUGCACAAAGGAACGGUGAGGAAAGAACUGAGGAAUGAGGCUGGAGUGUGCUGCGUAGCUAUCACAGAUAAUGCAGACAGAGUUGUCUUUGGGGUCACAGGAAGAAACAGACUGAAGGUGUGGGAUCCCUUCAAGGGAAACUAUAGGAGCAUCUGUGGCUAUGAGAAUCUGACCAUAGAAGUCUCCAGUAAGCUGUACAUGACAGAAGGAGGAACCAAAGCCAUUCUGUUGUCAGGACAGUUGAGCCUGUGGGACCUGGAGGCACGCAGCGUCCUGUCUGUGCUCACCCUGGAUGCACAUGUCCGCUGUAUGAGGCUGCUUCGUGGACGUGAGAUAUCCGUCCUGCUUGGCCUUAGCCACAGCUCCGCCCUCAUCAGCAUCAAGUCAACAUCCAGGAUUGUCAGCUCAGCAGCUCAAGUGGCUCAAGACAGCGACCUGUUUGGAGAGUCCAGCAGCAGCGAGGGAGAGGAGGACUCGUAGGCCAAUCAGUGAUGGACAGAAAUCAUGACAGAACAAAUUAAAUCCUUAUCAUGACACAUGGAGUGUGAAGAAAUAUACUUAGGAGAAAAGAUGUUGUGCUGAUAAACACCAUUACACUGAUAUAUGUGUCAUAACUAUGCACUUUAUCUGCAUUACAUCCCCCAAAUAGUUAUGCAGGGUAUUUGUGGUGUGAUUAUUAGUUUUUAUAUUUAAGAUAGUUACACUAUAAACUGCAAAUAAACAGAAAUGUCAUAAUAUCA
Molecule: messenger RNA, 2724 nt
Organism: Micropterus salmoides (largemouth bass)
Lineage: Eukaryota; Metazoa; Chordata; Actinopteri; Centrarchiformes; Centrarchidae
Exons: 15
Coding region: 335-2464 (709 amino acids)
Molecular function (GO): protein binding
Source: RefSeq, a predicted model, not a curated record